GCGAAGACUCCGGGUGAGCAGAACCAGCUGAAAGCAGGUGGCGGAGCAGAGCCGGAGCAGAGCCAUGGGCCGGAUUACUGAAGAUCUUAUUAGACGAAAUGCAGAACAUAACGACUCUGAAAUUUUUUCCUUGGAGGAGCUCUCGUUGCACCAACAAGAAAUUGAAAGACUAGAAAAUAUUGAUAAAUGGUGUCAGGAUUUAAAAAUUCUCUACCUUCAAAACAAUCUCAUUGCAAAAAUUGAAAAUAUCAGCAGAUUAAAGAAAUUACAGUAUCUGAAUUUAGCUUUGAACAACAUUGAAAAAAUUGAAAAUUUGGAAGGAUGUGAAGGAUUGGAAAAACUUGAUCUGACAGUAAAUUUUGUUGGAGAAUUGAGCAGCAUUAAAAUUCUUCGGCAUAAUAUACAUCUUAAAGAAAUUUUUCUUAUGGGUAAUCCAUGUGCAGACUUUGAAGGAUACAGAGAGUUUGUGGUUGCUACUCUCCAACAAUUGCAACGUUUGGACGGCAAGGAAAUAGAGCGAUCAGAGAGGAUUAAGGCAUUGCAGAACUUCUCAGUAAUUGAACAAAAAAUCAGAGACCAGGAAAAGGCUUAUUGUCUCAAAAGAUCGAAAGAGAAAGAAGAGGCUGAGAGAAAACUUCAAGAAGAGGAAGAGAAGGAAAAACAGAAGGAAAACAGAAAUAAUCUAGACUUCAAUGACCAUUCGUACAUGGACACCAACAACUCUAUUCCAUAUUCUCUGCUGCAAAAGAAGGAAAACGAACAACCAGCAACAGAAGAGAAGAAGGUUAAUGAAAAGACACCAGAUGAAUUGGACAAAGAAUUCUGGGAGAAGCCCACCUUAUUUACCCCUGAGUCUAGAAUAGAAACUCAUAGAUACUUGGAAAAACAAAGGAAAGAUAAAGAAAGAUUAAGUGACAAAAAGAAGAAACAAAAACCACCUAGGACUUUGAUCACUGCAGAUGGACGAGUCUUGAAUAUUAAUGAACCCAAGCUUGAUUUUUCUUUGAAAGAUGAUGAAGAAAAUAAUCAAAUUGUCCUGGAUCUUGCUGUAUAUAGGUUCAUGGAUACUUCUCUAAUUGAUGUUGAUGUACAGCCCACUUACGUCCGAGUAAUGGUCAAGGGUAAGCCAUUUCAACUUGUACUUCCUGCCGAAGUGAAACCUGAUAGUAGUUCUGCUCAAAGAUCUCAGACAACUGGACACUUGGUGAUCACCAUGCCAAAGGUAGGAGAAGUAAUUGUGGCUAACAGAAAAGCAUAUAAGCCUAUGAAAAAUCCAGAAAAAAACAAAUUGCAAGAAAAGAAAAGAAGCAAACAAAUUGAGAAACUAGAGGUAGAUCCCAGCAAGCAUUCUUUCCCUGAUGUGACUAAUAUAGUCCAAGAGAAAAAAAACAUUUCAGGACGAAUCCAAGAUAAACCUCAGGUUGUACCCUGUGCUGAAGACCCAGACUUUGAAGAUAAUGCUGAAGUACCACCUUUGAUUUAAACUUCAGAAAAUACUUUGAUUAUGAUCUGCAAGAUCUAUUUCCUUCAGAGAAUGCAUCAUAUCAAGUUACAAUUACGUUAUAGUUUAAUUUAUAGCAAAAUGAUUUCCAUUGUAUUUCUAUCUACUCUAAAUACUAUUCUUUUAAAUAACAGAUUUUGUUUAUGUACCUCUGAUUCUGUUGUAGCACAUCAGAAAUUAUUUAAAUUUUAUUAACAUUUAGUAGCUUUUUUUCUACUGAGUUUUUCACAUAAAUCACAGCAAUAUCAUAAGAACAUAUGAAAGAAAGCAUAUGGUCAAUAGAUGAACAAACUGGUCACAAGAGUGGGAAAGUAGUCAUUAGUUAUUAUAUACUUAUGUAGAACCAUUAUUCUACAGUUAAUUGGUUAAGGAGGUUUCUGUUUUCUGUAUGUUUAAAAUUUUUCUAUUUGUGAACCUGGAUUCUAGUGUCCUCAGGUUAGAGAUGCAAGGGAGUAGGGAGCAUAACAGUCUGAUCUCAAGGCAGAAUAGGCUUUUGUGUCAAGCAGAGAUUUGAGCUCUUUAUUGGCCUCUACCAAUUGUCUGGGAUCGAGGAGAGAUCAGAGGUUACAGGCUAGAGCAGGGAAAGGGAAACUAGUGUGGGGGAGAAGCCACGUUGGGAAGUAGCACUGAGGUUCCAUUGUCAGUGAAGGAAAUCACAGAAGUUUAGCCCUGAGAGCUCUAUGGCCUCCAUAGGAAAGGGGACUGUGGUACACAGCUAGGAAAACAGAGGAAAGGAGGCAUCUCCCUGCAAAGGUCAGAAGUAGCAAUUACACUCAGCCAUGAAGGAAACUUGCUUCAAUAAACCAGUCACGACAAGGAGAAUUCAUUAAACGUGAAACAGAGCUUCCAAAGCUGGAGCCAUUGGCCUUUCUGUGGGGCAACUCCUUGAAUCAGUGUAGGCAUGCGGACCCCCAGAGAGGAAGUCUUCAGCUGCCAAACAAUGGUGGAUUUCUCUUGAUUAAGGAAGAAUAUGGACAAGAACAAUGUUUCUAUUGGUAUGGGCCUGACAAGAUUAACCCUUUUUAAGUCUUGAAGCUUUGAAGUUAUCUGAUGCAGGUCAGGAAUCCACACCCAGAACUGAGGUUAGAGAAGUUACUUCUUUAAGGGUUGAGAACCUUAAGAGACAUAAACCAGUUAAAUCUGUAUGAGCUGGAAAUCUAGAGAUUAACAUAGCAGCUAAGCCCAUUUAGGAGCAACCCAGGAGAUUCUCAGUAAACGACCUGGAAGGUGAUCUGACCAGCAAAGAGGGAGCUAAGGAAAAGAAAAGUCCUAAUUUCUUAUACAUUUUUCUGCCAAUCUAGAAUAAACUAGUUAGACCUCUCUGAUCUUGUAAAUGUUUUUUUGUGAUUUGUUAUAACUAUACUAAAGCUUUCCUAGGUCUUAGUAAAACCGUUCCCAGUUUAGCUUACCAUAUACAACAAAGCCCAGUGCUGAAAUACCAUAGGUGAAAUCAGAUCUUUCCCAAACAUAAAAAUAAUAUACAAUCACACAGUAAAAGAUUGAUAUAACAAAAUAAGCUUAUGGUAUGUACAAUUCUGCUUUCCUUCUAAGCAAGUAUUAUAUAGAAACUCUUCUUAAUAGGAUUUCCAUUCUUAUCCAAAGACUGUGCAUGAUAGUGGGUGUAAGAAAUAAUGGGCUUUUUGCCAAUGCCCAAAGGCCCCAA
Dromiciops gliroides (monito del monte) is the source of this 3164-nucleotide messenger RNA. It is a transcript of the gene DNAAF11, whose product is annotated as dynein axonemal assembly factor 11. Gene Ontology annotation, cellular component: cytoplasm. The record is from RefSeq and is a predicted model, not a curated record. Lineage: Eukaryota; Metazoa; Chordata; Mammalia; Microbiotheria; Microbiotheriidae. The transcript is spliced from 12 exons. Gene Ontology annotation, biological process: outer dynein arm assembly. Gene Ontology annotation, molecular function: protein binding. Bases 65 to 1483 code for a protein of 472 amino acids.